Molecule: messenger RNA, 1785 nt
Organism: Talaromyces rugulosus
Lineage: Eukaryota; Fungi; Ascomycota; Eurotiomycetes; Eurotiales; Trichocomaceae
Exons: 5
Coding region: 1-1785 (594 amino acids)
Biological process (GO): lactate catabolic process
Cellular component (GO): mitochondrion
Molecular function (GO): D-lactate dehydrogenase (cytochrome) activity; FAD binding; D-lactate dehydrogenase (NAD+) activity
Source: RefSeq, a predicted model, not a curated record
AUGGGAGACCGAGCUCGCUUCAUAAACAAUAUUGCGAGCGCCGUCACUUGGCCUCGCAGCACAGUGAUUCCGCGCUCAUGGCACGGCUAUAGGGGCAGCGCCGGCCGAAGGGGACAUAUACGGAACUACAGUGAUAAAAAUUCACAAAACAGGUCAAGUUGGAAACUUUCGACAGUGACCGUAGCUGUGGCAGCUGGGUUGGCGGCGUAUGGUGUCUCAAGAGCUGCAAAUGGGCGCGCCGCAACCAGCAGCUCACAAAGUAUAGGUGCAAUUCUCGACGCUGGGCGCUUACCUAUAGUCAAAUAUGCAACCUUGGAUGAAAUGAAUAAGGCUAUAGCUGAAAUUGAAAAUCAACUCCGUGAUACCGAAGAUAUAAUCUCAACAGACGAGGAAGACCUUAAAGCGCACGGAUUCUCCGAAUGGUCGUCUGUCAGACUUGACACACUUCCCAUCGCCGUCGCAUACCCGCGGAACACAGAACAAGUCAGCACAAUCGCGCGCAUCUGCCACAAAUAUAGAAUCCCAAUUAUUCCUUACAGCGGUGGCAGCAGCUUGGAGGGCCAUACGGCCGCGCCGUUCGGCGGCAUCAGCAUGGAUUUCGUCCAUAUGGACCAGAUCAUCAAGAUCAAUGAGGAGGAUAUGGAUGUCGUAGUGCAGCCUAGCGUUCUGUGGGUCGAUUUGAACGAUAAGUUGAAGAAUAUGAACACUGGUUUGUUUUUCCCAAUGGAUCCAGCACCCAGCGCGAAGAUUGGAGGAAUGAUAAGCACAAACUGCUCAGGAACCAACGCAGUACGUUACGGAACUAUGCGUGACUGGGUGAUCAACCUCACUGUAGUUCUUGCAGAUGGUACUAUGAUCAAGACCCGACAACGGCCACGCAAGUGCAGCGCCGGAUACAACUUGAAUGGGCUCUUUGUAGGGUCUGAGGGAACACUGGGAAUUGUCACCGAGGCUUGUCUCAAGCUUGCAGUUCAGCCUGAGAAUUUCUCUGUGGCUGUUGUACCUUUCCGCACGAUCCAUGACGCUGUCUCAGCAGCAACGCGGGUUAUUCGGAAGGGACUCCCUGUUGCAGCUCUUGAAUUGAUGGAUGAGACUCAAAUGCGCAUUGUGAACGAGGGCGGCAUGACUAGACCACGCGUGUGGAAAGAGCAGCCAACUCUGUUCUUGAAGUUUGCCGGGUCAAAAGCCGCAGUGGAAGAAACUAUUGAAAGGGUCAAAGAAAUUGCGUAUGAUCACGGGUCGGAAGGGUUCGAGUUUGCGCGCGAUGAGCGAGAGCAAGUAUACCUGUGGUCAGCCCGCAAAGAAUCAUUGUAUUCUCUGCUGGCUCUUCGCAAAGGCGGAGAAGAAAUGUGGAAUACUGAUGUUGCCGUACCACUGAGCCGUCUGGCGGAUAUUAUCGUUGCCAGCAAAGAAGAGGCAGCCUCUCUGGGAAUCAAUGCCUGCGUCAAGGGUCACGUCGGUGACGGCAACUUUCACGAGAACAUCACAUAUGACAGCACAAAACCUGGUGAGCGUGAAAAGGCAAAAAUCGCGGUAAAGAACAUGGUCAAGCGCGCUAUCGAGAUGGAGGGAACAUGCACCGGCGAACAUGGGAUUGGGUUUGGUAAAAAGGAUGCUCUUCAGCUGGAGGUUGGCAGUCAGACGAUUGGCUUCAUGGUAAGUUCAUGUUCAAUUGAAGGUGUCCAUACUCUUAUGUUGACUCCUGCUAAUAUCAUACAGAAAAUAUUGAAAGGAACAUUUGACCCGCAUUGGAUUAUGAAUCCAGGGAAAGUUUUCGACCGGUAG